UUCCCAGCGCGCGGUGCUCCCUCCCCAGUCUGUCAGAGCACCCCAGCCCCAGUGCGGAUCGACUGCUCCUGUGGGUGGCUGAGGGGCCUUUAAGAGGUCCUGUCCCAAUACCCAGGGACAGAUCGACAGCCCAGGGAGAGAAAGGAGUGGCUGUACAGAGCUCUAGACUUUGAGGCAUCUUAGAACUUCCUUGGGGGUGUCAGUCCUAGAAGGCUGCCUGGAAGAGGGGGUGGGGAGCAGGCUUGGGCUGGAGCUGUGCCUGAGUGCCUAGUCCUGAGGGAGCCCUAUGCUUGGCACCCAGGCUCCUUGGCCAAGGCUGGAGUAGGGAGGGACUGGGAGCAUGGGCUGAGAGUCUCAGCGGACCCUCUUACUAGCUGUGUGACCUUGGGAGAAUCACUGCCCUUUCUCUGAGCCUCCAUCUCUUCUUCUGUAAAAUGGGGAGACUAUGCUUAUCUAGCGGGGAAGUUGUGAGGAUGAAAGUGAAUGGUAAUUAUUAAAGUUCUCGGCAAACGCUAGAAGUCUGGGAGAAAGGGAAGGUUUAUCUUCAAGGGUGCUGGGGACCCUGGCCUGGCCUCUCAAGACAACAACAGAUGGUCACAGCUUGUCUGUGGCCCUGACCGCGGACACAGGCAGGGAUUUCUGUACUCUCCCCUCCCCCCAGCUGCUUGGCCAGCCUCCUGCUGUUUGGCAUUUGACAUAUGAGGAGUCCAGGGCCAGAGCACACCCCACGCCCCCUGCCACCCCCAUCCCAGAGAGGAGCCAGCCUGGCGGGGAGGCCUCACUACCUUUAGGAAGCAGGGUCCCAAGGGCCCUGAUCUCUUUACCAUGUGUCCGGUGGCCUUUGAUGGGAAUUCCAUCGCCCCUUUUGUCCUCUCGCAGAGGCCUGGCUGAGAGAAGAGAGAAGGAGGAAGAUUUUUUUGAGGGGAAAAAAAAAAAAAAAAAAAAAGACCAGGUGGCGUCCCUGGGGGCUGGGCUAGGUGUGCUUCAGCUCCAGCCAGAUCAGGGCUGGGUAUUUCCUCUGGUGCUCACAGACAUGAAUUCCUCUUCCAGCACGUCCACUUCUGAAGCAAUUCCCUGGCUUUGCCUCUUGCCACCCUCAGCAGCUCACGUGGGCUCAAAUUUAGUCACCUGCGUUUUUUCUCUUUAUUUGGACACAGAAGCACUUUUAACCCUCUUUGCUUAUCCAUCCAUCCAUCCAUCCUUCCAUCCAUCCACUCUGCAGAGCCUAUUAAGAACUCACUGUGUGCUAGGCACUGUCCUAGGUGCUUGGGACAUGACAGGGAACAAAACCAAGUACCUGCUUUCAUGCAGCUUUCCAGUGGGUACAAGAAGAUAAAGCAACACUAGGUCAGAUUAUGAUGCGUGCUACAGAGAACAUCAGGUUGGGGGGUGGUCAGGGUCUGAUGAGGUGACAUCUGAGCGGAGGCCUGGAGUGAGUGAGGGUGUGAGCUGUGCGGAGAUCUGGGGAAAGUGUCUCAGGCAUAGAGUGCAGCAAGGCUGGGGCCUCUGAGGUGGGAGGAAACCCAGUGUGUGUGUGUGUGUGUGUGUGUGUGUUGGUAGUGGUGGGGCAGUGAGGAAGCCAGUGUGACUGGAGGGAAGGCGCCAGGGGACAGGGGCGAGAGGGGAGGCCUGGAGGUGAGAAGCAGAUCAGUAGGAUGAGGUUGGCUACUGUGAGGACUCUGGCUUUUAUUCCCAGUGAGCUAGGAGCCUCUGGAAGCUCCUGGGGAGAAGAAUGACAUGCUCAGACAUGUUUUCAAAGGUCCUGUGGCUACCGUGUUGAGAUUAGAGAGUGGGGGACCAGAGUGGACAUGGCAGGGGUGGGGAGAUGGGAGGCUGCUGCCGUCCUCUGGGUGAGAGACGUCACUGGAGUGGUGCGAGGUGGUUGCAGUUUGGACAGAUUUGGAAGCUGGGGGCCAGUCUGAUUUGCUGGUCUGAGGUGUGAAAGAGAGAAGUUAGAGAUGACCCCAAGGUUUCUGGCCUGAGCACCUAGAAAGGAUGAGGCUGCCAUUUCCUGAGGUGGGGAAGACCUGGGAUGGGGGUGGCGGGUGGUGGGUAGGUCAGGGAUGGAUGAGAAAGUCAGAAGUUUGAUUUUUGGACAUGUCAAUUAUGUCCAUUAAACAUUUAAUUGGUGAGGGGUCAGAAAGAAGGUUGACUAUGCCAGGGGGGUGUGCUUGGUGGGGAACUAGGCUGCAGAAUCCUCAACGCACAGCCAAUGGUCAAGGCCAUGAGCCUGGAUGGGGUCUCCAAGGAAUUAGUGUGGAGAGAAGGCUCCAGGGACUGAGCCCUGGGCUCAGCAAGGCUCAGAGGGGAGGGGUGAAAGGAGGGCAUGAAAGAGGUGGAGGAGGAGAGGGGGCGGGCGCCCAGUGAAGACGCUUCAGGAAGGAGGGGGGAUCGGCUGAGCCCAGUGCCGCUGAGCUGAGGACUGGCCAUCAGACUGACCAUCAGAUUUAACAACACGCACGGAGACAGCUGGAGCGCUGGGUGUGAACGCCUGGUUGGAGGGCUUUCUCCAAGAGAGAAUGGGGGGGGAGGAAUCAGAAAUUGUAGUACAAGCAUCUUUUAAACCCUUUUUUGUUUUUGUUUUGUUUUUUAUUUUGGUAAAAAGCAAGCAGAGAGCAAUAGGAUGUAGCUGGAAGGGGAUCAAGAGAGUCUUCUGAGCUCCCCCGACCCCAAGAUAGGAAAGGGAGCAGCGUGUUUGUGGGCUGAUGAGAAUGACCCAGUAGAGGGGGACGUUGAUCAUGCAGGAGAGGGGAGACUUGAGGGAACACAGUCCCUGAGCGUUGAAUCUGGGCCCAAGAGGAAGAACAGCCUGUGUUCUUGUUGCCAGGAGGGACUUUCUCCAGCUUUCCCCAAAAGGCAAGGGGUUGGUUAGAGCUGGAGUGGCCAAGGAGGAUACUUGAAGCAGGAAGGACCAGCUGUGGGCCUUGAAGGAUGGGAAAAAUCUAGUUGGCAGAAGGAGGGCUUUCCAGUGGGUGGGUCUGGGUGAGCCAAGCCCUGUUGGCCGGGAGGAGCAAGGCUGUUUUCCAGGUUUCUUUUGGCUCUGACCGUCCCCACCUCCUGGCAUGUGGCCCCUUCCUCAUCUCCCUAUGGCCCUCCCCUCCCCCACCCCCAGCUCCAAGUUCUCCAUCAUUUCUCCAGCCAAGGAAUGAGUUUAGGGACAUGAGGGGAGUGUUCAGAUCUGCCGGGUGGACCCCUGCUCCCUUCUGGGGUCUGUUCCUCAAUUUGCAUCCUUGCCUUACCACAGCCUGUGGAGGUGGGAAAACACUGGCCGGAAGGGGGAGGCCCUCUUCCUGACCUCGGGCAAGCGGGACCUCCUCCCUGGGACUCAGUUUUAUCAUCUGUAAAUACUCUCUACUUAGGUGGGGUGUUGGGCAGUGAGUGAUGACAUGGAUGUGCCAGCACUCCCUGCUCGGCUCGGCCGUGAACACACCCCAGUGCUUUCUGUCUGCAGAGACCCAUUUUAGGUGCUGCUCUGAUCCCCCACUGAAAAUAGGCUCCACUGCUUCCCAACUUCCAGAAUUAAUUCUUUCCUUUUCUUUCUUGCUCUUUCCUUCUUUCCUCCUUUUUCUUUCUCUUCCUCCCCUUCUUUCUUCCUUCCUUCUUUUUAUUUCUCUCCAUCCCUCCUUCUUUCCUUCUUCCUUUCCUUUCUUUUCUCUUCCCUUCUUUCCUAUGGCCGUGACCACUUUCACCUUAGUUUCCCUGUGAGGUGAUAGAGUCUCCAGGAAGGGUUUGAUCUGGUUUCGCCCCUCUAGCAGUUGCUGCGCGGUGGCCGGCACUCUGAAGGUAAAUGCAAGUGUUUGCUGGCUGGACGGAAACAAGACAGUGAACCUGCAGAGAAUGGGCUGCAGCCCUUGCGGUGCAGAAUUUUUAGCUGCCUCUGGCCUCCUUUGAUUCAUCCCCUUAAACACUUAUUGAGCCCUCCCCAUGCUAGGCCAUGUCUAGGGCAGGGUGCUGGGAGUCCAGCUGCGCUGGGGGCUGCUCUCUGGCUGGACUGGGGGAACAGCUUUCUGGAUGGGAGGGUGCAAGGGUUGAGGCAGGUGACCCAACCUGUCCUCCAGCGUCCCAUGGGUGCCCUCCUUCUCCUCUCCUCUUGUAGUAACUGGGGACUGGCACGAGGGGGCAGGGCCCCGUGGAUGGGGGAACUGUUCCUUCAAGCUCUGCCAGGCAGCCAGAACCCCCCCCCCCCGCCCCCGGGGGGCACCAGUUGUGAGCAGGAGACAAAAAAGCCUGGGACAAAAGGCCUGUGGGAGCCGUGGGGAAUAGAUUAAUGAGAUUUCCAUGCGAGGCCCCACAAUGGGAUUCUCCACUCCAGCCCCUUUGUCCCCGGCUGAGAUAAUGGAGCCUGAGGAGCUGGCCCAGGAGGGCGACAUCGGCCCUUCUCCACACACAGGCCUGGAGCCGCCACACAGCUGCCCCUCCGUCCUGCCCCACCCCCAGCCCUGUGGGUCAGGGAAUUCUGAAGCACAGGACUUCUGUGAGAUAGGGAGGGGGUGUUAGGGGCCUCCUCAGGGAGUUGGAGGGGUGUUGACACUGCAUAGUUGGGGUCACUUCCCACCUCAGCCUGUAUAAAACGUAUUUAAAGGGUUCCUAGUGAGAGAAAAUUUGCUGUCUACCAUCUACACUGUCUCAUUUGAUGGAUGAAGAAAGUGAGGGCCUGGAGAGGUGAGGUGUCUUGCCCAUGGUCCCACAGGGGCAGCUCAGGGUGUGUGCUGACUCGAUGCCACCGUGGGGGUGGAGGCGUGUCUAAGGCCUGUGUGAGGGAGAAACACACUUCUCCUGCGUGCCCGCGCGUUCUCUCACCCUGCUUUACUUCUGACACAGACCUGUGGGUUUUCCACAUACCAACCAGUUCUGGGACACCAGCUGGGUAUUCUACACAUGUAACUCAGUUCUGACACAGGCUCCUGGAGGUGGCAGCAGAUCCCACAGGUUAAGGGCCCAGUCCCACAGGACUGCCCCCUCAGAUGCCAACCACCAGGCCAGGCUGUUACCUGUGCUUCUGACCAGUGGGGUGUAAAUCAGAAAGAAGUUCCCACAACCCCCUCAUCGGGUUCGAUUAGUUUGCUAGAGGGGCUCACAGAGCUCAAGAAACCAGUUUACUUACUAGAUUAAUGGUUUAUUAUAAAAGGAUAUAAGUCAGGAACAGCCGGAUGGAAGAGAUGCCUAGGGCAGGUAUACAGGAAGAUGCAUGGAACUUCCAUGCCUUUUCCCAGCAGCUACCCUCCCAGCACCUCCACGUGUUCACCAGCCCAGAAGCUCUCCCAACCCUGUCCUUUGGGGUUUUUGUGGUGGCCUCUUGCAUAGCCACCAGUGAUUAAACCAUUGGCCGCUGGUGACUGAGCUCAAUGACCAGCCCCUCUCCUUUUCCUGGGUGCGGGGUGGGGGGGGGGCGUUGCUGAAAGUUCCAACCCUCUAAUCAUGUCUGGUUCCCCUUGCAACCAGCCUUCAUCUUUAGGUUUCUUAGGAGCUUUCCAAAAAUUAUCUCAUUAACUCAGGUGUGGUUGAAAGGGGCUUGUUAUGAAUAACAAGACACCCAUUUCAUUUUUUUUUUUGGAACUUUUAUUGAGAUACAGUUAACAGACAAUAAACAGCAUAUAUUUAGAGUGUACAAUUUGGUAUCCCAACCUCCCAAUUCAUUCCCCCCCAACCCUCCCCCUUCCCCACUUGGUGUCCAUGCGUUUGUUCUCUACACCUGUGUCUCUAUUUCUGCCUUGCAUUUCCUCUUUCAUAGUUGUUAGCAUUUGCCUUAUGUAUUGAGGGGCUCCUAUAUUGGGUGCAUAUAUAUUUAUAAUUGUUAUCUCCUCUUCUUGGAUGGAUCCCUUGAUCUUUAUGUAAUGUCCUUGUCUCUUGUAACAUUUUUUCUUUUAAAGUCUAUUUUAUCUGAUAUGACUAUUGCUACUCCAGCUUUCUUUUGAUUUCCAUUUUCAUGGAAUAUCUUUUUCCAUCCCCUCACUUUCCAUCUGUAUGUGUCCCUAGGUCUGAAGUGGGUGUCUUGGAGACAGCAUAUAUAUGGGUCUUGUUUUUGUAUCCAUUUAGCCAGUCUGUGUCUUUUGAUUGGUGCAUUUAGUCCAUUUACAUUUAAGGUGAUUAUCGAUAUGUAUCUUCCUGUUACCAUUUUCUUAAUUGUUUUGUUGUUUUUGUAGAUCCUUUUCUUCUCUUCUGUUUCCCGCUUAGAGAAGUUCCUUUAGCAUUUGUUGUAGGGCUGGUUUGGUGGUGCUGAAUUCUCUUAGCUGUUGCUUGUCUGUAAAACUUUUGAUGUCUCCAUCGAAUCUGAAUGAGAUCCUUGCUGGGUAGAGUAUUCUUGGAUGUAGGUUCUUCCCUUUCAUCACUUUAAAUAUAUCAUGCCACUCCCUUCUGGCUUGCAGAGUUUCUGCUGAGAAGUCAGCUGUUACCCCUAUGGGAGUUCCCUUGUAUGUUAUUUGUCGUUUUUCCCUUGUUGCUUCUAAUAACUUUUCUCUGUCUUUAAUUUUUGUCAAUUUGACUACUAUACGUCUUGGCGUGUUUCUCCUUGGGUUUAUCCUGCCUGGGACUCUCUGCGCUUCCUGGACUUGGGUAGCUAUUUCCUUUCCCAUGUUAGGGAAGUUUUCAACUAGAAUCUCUUCCAAUAUUUUCUCGGGUCCUUUCUCUCUCUCUUCUCCUUCUGGGACCCCUAUAAUGUGAAUGUUGGUGCGUUUAACAUUGUCCCAGAGGUCUCUUAGGCUGUCUUCAGUUCUUUUCAUUCUUUUUUCCUUAUUCUUUUCUGCAUCAGUGAUUUUCACCAUUCUGUCUUCCAGGUCAGUUAUUCACCCUUCUGCCUCAGUGAAUCUGCUGUUGGUUCCUUCUAGUAUAUUUUUCAUUUCAGUUAUUGUGUUGCAUAUCUCUGUUUGUUUGCUCUUUAAUUCUUCUAGGUUUUUGGUAAACUUUUCGAUCUUUGCAUCCAGUCUUUUUUCAAAGUCCCGGAUCAUCUUCACUAUCAUUAUUCUGAAUUCUUUUUCUAGAAGGUUGCAUAUCCCCUCUUCAUUUAGUUGUUUUUCUGGGGUUUUAUCCUGUCCCUUCAUCUGGUACAAACUUCUCUGCUUUUUCAUUUUCUCUGUCUUUCUGUGGCUCUGGUUUUCAGUUCCACAAGACGAAAUACUGCUGAUACUGCUUGAUACUGCUGUCUGCCCUCUUGUGGAGGAAGCUAUCUAGGAGGCUCCUGCUUGCUUCCUGAUGGGAGGGACUGAUGGUGGGUAGGGCUGGGUGGGUGGAGCUCAGUAAGGCUUUAAUUCGAUUUGGUGGGGGGAACUCAGUAAAACUUUAAUCUGCUUCUCUGCUAAUGGGUGGGGCUGUGUUCACACCUUGUUGGUUGUUUGGCCUGAGGCCACCUAGCACUGGAGCUUACAGGCUCUUUGGUGGGGCUAAUGGCAGACUCUGGGAGGGCUCACGCCAAUGAGCACUUCCCAGAACCCCUGCUGCCAGUGCCCCUGUCUCCUCCAUGAGCCAUAGCUGCCCCCCACCUCUGCAGGCAACCCUCCAACACCAGCAGGUAGGUCUGGUUCAGUCUCCUAUGGGGUCACUGCUCCUUCCCCCUGGGUCCUGGUGAGCACACUUUUUUGUGUGCCCUCCAAGAGUGCAGUCUGUUUCCCCCAGCCCUGUGGAGGUCCUGCAAUCAGAUCCCGCUGGCUUUCAGAGUCUGAUUCUCUGGGAAUUCCUCCUCCAGUUGCUGGACUCCCAGGUUGGGAAGCCUGACGUGGGGCUCAGAACCCUCACUCCAGUGAAUGGACUUCUGUGGUAUAACUGUUCUCCAGUUUGUGAGUCACCCACCCAGCAUUUAUGGGAUUUGAUUUUAACGCAAUUGCGCCCCUCCUACCUUCUCAUUGCGGUUUCUCCUUUGUCUCUGGAUGUGGGGUGUCUUUUUUGGUGAGCUCCAGUGUCUUUCUGUCGAUGAUUGUUCAGCAGUUAGUUGUAAUUCCGGUGCUCUUGCAAGAGGGAGUGAGCGCACGUCCUCCUACUCCACCAUCUUAAUCUUCUGUGAUCCCAUUUCAUCUUUAUUGCUCUGAAGCUAUUUCCGGAACUGAGGACAAGAAACCAAAUAUAAUGAAGGAUGCUCCCAUCGCUCUUAUGCUUAGGAAAUCCCAAGGGUUUGGGGAGCUGUGAGUCAGGAAUACUGGACGGAGACUAAAUAUUGGGUUGGCCAAAAAGUUUGUUCGUUUUUUCCUGUACUGGGAAAACUGAAUGAACUUUUUGGCCAGCCCAUAUCUAUUUCUUAUUGUAAAUCACACUUUUACAGCCUGUGUCAGGCCUGAUGCACAGAGUGUCCUGGGCCUGGUCCACGGGCAUCGGAGAGGCCCACGAGGACUGAAAUCAGUGCAUUGAGUGCCUUGGCCAUUUGUAAAGGCCCAAUCACUUCCCUCUUCGAUCCUAGAAGACUUCCUACAAAUGAGGGGAGGGGUUUAUGGAAUUCUUUCCUCCUCUUCCAUCCAGCAAUUCUUUCUGUUACUAUUUAUUGAUCACCUAUGAGUUUGAAGGACUGCACUGUGUGUGGAGUCUAGUGGAGUUCCAGCCUCCAAGGGUCUGCAGAGAAAGAGCUACUUCAGGAGCCUGACCUCCUUUGUUCCCCAAAGGGUGCAGUUUCAAAAAGUGGCAUUUUCUCCACAGAGUCCCAGCCACCACCUCCAGCAAAGGCCGCAGACCCGAAUAAGGAACUCUCCACCCAGCCUAGUGGUAAAUGCUUAGAUGACAGAUGGCAAGUUUGCAGGGAAAGACACAGCUCUACUUGGGCUGUUUUGCAGUGACAGGAUACACAUUCUGCCUGUGGGGGCACAGGUGACGGGAUCCCCCAGCAGGAGGUGCUUCCAACUGCAGGUUUGAAGGGUAAACAUACAGCCCUUGAGGCAUAGCCACAUUCCCAGGUAAACACAGAAACACGCUUCCUUAGGGCCAAGGAAACGAGCCUUGGUGGAGACUGUGUCAUGGCCUCAGGCUCUCUCUGGCUGUGGGUACCCAGGGCUGGACCAGGGAGGCAGUGCAGCCAAGAAGUAAGGGCCUGGGCCCUGUAGUUAGACUGCUGGGGUCUGAAUCCUGCUCCCUGUGUAACAGCUGUGAGACCUUAGGGAUAUAUUAAUCUCUUUGUACCUCAGUCUCUCCAUCUGCCAAAUGGGGAUGAUAAUAGUAUUUCUCACUGGGCUGUUGUGAGGGCUACACAAGACAGUGCAUAAAGCACAGAGCAGGGGCUGCCCCUAGUGGGGACAGUGGGGAAAUGGCAUAAGGACCAGUCUGUCUUAUUAGAGCUGGAAGGAACCUCCCUCACGGAAGUCUCCACAUUCUCCCAACCCCAAGGGGAAGUGACUUGUUCAGAUUCACUCAGCAAGGUUGGACCACUGCUCAGGUUCCUAAUUGUACCAUUUAUCAUACUACUUUAUACCUGACGCUGGACUGUGUACUUGCGUUAUCUUAAAUCCUCAUGGCCACUUCGCAAGACAUAUAUUAUGCCCUUUAACAGUUGGAGAAAUUGAGCUUCAGUGAGGCCAGGCAGACUGCUCAGGCUCACGCCAUAAGUGUCUGAGCCUGGAUUCAAACCCAGGUGUCUCUGUUUCAAAACCCACACCUCCCCCUGAGUCCCUCAGGCCUUUCCUCGCAUCUAGCUUAGCUGAUGUAGGGACUGCAGUGUGCCCUAUGAACCAGGGAAGGAGGUGGGGUCCCUCUCCAGGGGAGAUCCCUCCUGCUUCUGUGGGAGGCUGACUAGCAGGAGCUUGGGCUGGGCUACAGGCGGGCCGGGUCGCACAUCUCUGUGUGAGAGGAGAGGGCUGUAAGUGGUCUGAGGGUGGGGGCAGGGAGAAUGCAUGCUCUAUCACUGCAGGUAGUGAUGCUUGAGGGAGGAAUGAAGGAGAGGGGCAAGAGAGAUGGGCUGGUAGUUAGUGGGGCUUAGGGUCAAGGAAGUUUUUUGGGGGAUUUUUUUGUUUGUUUUUUAAGUCUUCAUUGAAUUUGUUACAAUAUUGCUUCUGUUUUAUGUUUUGGUUUUUUGGCCCCAAGGCAUGUGGGAUCCUAGCUCCCUGGCCAGGGAUCAAACCCGUGCCCCUUGCAUUGGAAAGUGAAGUCUCAACUACUGGACCACCAGGGAAGUCCCCCAAGGAAGUCUUCAUGAAAAUGGAAGAGAAUUAAGCUUGCUGUGGGGAAGAGCCAGGCCAUGGUGGUGGGAAAGAAUAGUUAAUUAAUGGGGCAAGGUCCCAGCCUGGGCCAGAUGGGGUCGUGGGUUAGGGUGGAGGGACCCUCAGGCCUCCUGGCCUGCAAAAUGGAUGCAGAUGUAGAUAAAGGUGAAAAUAGAAGGCCAGCGGUGAGGGAGAUAUGCCCCUGGUGCAAAUGGAAGGGAACUGCCUAGAGCAGAAGGCCAGUAUCUGAGGGGAUUGAGGGUAGAGAUCAAGUGGGUAGGAUGAGCUGCGGAGGACAAAGGCCCCUCUGGGCAGGGGCUAGGAGAGCCUGGAAGGGACUAAGCCCAGAGCAGAUGAGACAGACAGGUGUGGGGCUGGGAGGACAGGUUUGGAGGGCCACAGGCAGGGGAUUCCUGGAGUCUGCAAUGGCUGAGGUGGAGUGGUUCAUUGUGGACCAGGGCCUGAAUGCUUGGUCUGGAGUGGGGACCUGAAUGAAGACUGCUGCAGGCCAGGGCAGGAGCUGGGGGAGAGGGGCAGGGAGGAUGCUGCAUGACAGCAAGGAGAAGCAGCAGCGGAUCUGGCAGUGGGUGAAGGAAAUGUGUGUGAACAAGUCCAGGCCCAGAGCCUUCCUUGCUGUGUCUAUGUAUGUCCUUCUGGGAGGGGCCACCCUCUUCCCCCAGCAUGCCCAGCUUAAUAAAUUCAGGGAAAGUGCUCUCAUCAAGGUCAAAUCUCUUUUCUCUAUAUUAAGGAUCCAAAGCACAAAUAAUGGUGAACAGAAAAGCAAAACAACAGGUUUGGGGUCCAUGUCAUAACACAAUUUUUGCAUUUGUAUGACUCUGAUGUUACCACAUAUGACUCGGCAACCAGAACGACCUGAGAUUUCUGAUGUCCCAGGAAGUUACCCCGACAAUAGGUGGCAGCGCCUGCUCUGGACACGCAUUCAUCAUGGGCAGAGUUGGGUCUGGAACCCAGGUGCUCUGACUUCAUCAGGCAGAGACUCAAAGAGACCAAGUAGAAAGGAACUCUGUCGAAGAUGCACUGGACACCGGAACACGCCCAGCCCCUCAACCAGUGGCCAGAGCAGCACCUGGACGUCUCCUCCACCACCCCGUCGCCGGCCCACAAGUUGGAGCUGCCCCCUGGCGGUCGCCAGCGCUGCCACUAUGCUUGGGCGCACGACGACAUCUCUGCCCUCACUGCCUCCAACCUCCUCAAGCGCUACGCGGAGAAGUACUCGGGGGUCCUGGACUCGCCCUACGAGCGCCCCACCCUGGGCGGCUACGGCGACGCCGCCUUCCUCAACGGCGCCAAGGGCGACACCGAGCCCUGGCCGGGGCCGGAGGCCCCUUACCCCUUGGCCUCGCUCCACGAGGGCCUCCCGGGAACCAAGUCGAGCAGCGCGGGCGGCUCCGGGGGCCUCGGGGGUUCCCCGGGUUUAGCCGGGAACCUGCCUGAACCCCUCUACGCCGGCAACGCGUGCGGGGGCCCGUCGGCGGCGCCCGAGUACGCGGCGGGCUACGGCGGGGGGUACCUGGCGCCCGGCUACUGUGCGCAGACCAGCGCCGCGCUGCCCCCGCCGCCCCCGGCCGCGCUCCUGCAGCCGCCGCCCCCGCCGGGCUACGGCCCCGCGGGGCCUCUCUACAACUACCCCGCCGGGGGCUACGCCGCGCAGCCCGGCUACGGAGCCCUCCCGCCGCCGCCCGCCCCGCCCCCGGCCCCCUACCUGCCCUCGGGCCUGGCGGCGCCCACGCCCCUGCCCACGCCCGCCCCGCCCCGGCCGCCGCCCUCCUCCUACGGCUUCCAGGCGGCCGCAGAGGCCGGGGUGUCGCUGAAGCGCAAGGCCGCCGACGAGGGCGCCGAGGGCCGCUACCGCAAGUACGCCUUCGAGCCGGCCAAGGCCCCGGCGGCCGACGGCGCCUCCUACCCCGCCGCGGACAACGGCGAGUGUCGGGGCAAUGGGUUCCGGGCGAAGCCACCGGGAGCGGCGGAAGAGGCGUCAGGCAAGUACGGUGGCGGCGUCCCCCUCAAGGUCCUGGGCUCCCCCGUCUACGGCCCCCAACUCGAGCCCUUCGAGAAGUUCCCGGAGCGGCCCCCGGCGCCGGCUCCCCGCGGGGGCUUCGCGGUGCCGUCGGGGGAGCCUCCCAAAGGUGUGGACCCGGGGGCCCUGGAGCUGGUGACCAGCAAGAUGGUGGACCGCGGGCCGCCAGUGCAGUGGGCGGACGUGGCGGGCCAGGGCGCUCUCAAGGCGGCGCUGGAGGAGGAGCUGGUGUGGCCCCUGCUGAGGCCGCCCGCCUACCCCGGCAGCCCGCGCCCGCCGCGGACCGUGCUGCUCUUCGGGCCGCGGGGCGCGGGCAAAGCGCUGCUGGGCCGCUGCCUGGCCACGCAGCUGGGCGCCACGCUGCUGCGCCUGCGCGGGGCCACGCUGGCCGCGCCGGGCGCUCCCGAGGGCGCGCGCCUCCUCCAGGCCGCCUUCGCGGCUGCGCGCUGCCGCCCGCCCGCGGUGCUCCUCAUCAGCGAGCUGGACGCGCUGCUGUCAGCCCGGGACGACGGCGCGACCGCCGCGGGCGCGCUGCAGGCUCCGCUCCUGGCCUGCCUGGACGGCGGCUGCGGCGCGGGGACCGACGGCGUGCUGGUCGUGGGCACCACCUCGCGGCCCGCGGCCCUGGACGAGGCGACCCGCCGGCGCUUCGCUCUCCGCUUCUACGUUACGCUGCCCGACGGCCCGGCCCGCGGGCAGAUCCUGCAGCGGGCGCUGGCCCAGCAGGGCUGCGCGCUGAGCGAGCGGGAGCUGGCCGCCCUGGUGCAGGGCACCCAGGGCUUCUCCGGCGGCGAGCUCGGGCAGUUGUGCCAGCAGGCGGCGGCCGGGGCGGGCGUCCCGGGGCUGCAGCGGCCCCUCUCCUACAAGGACUUGGAGGCGGCGCUGGCCAAGGUGGGCCCUAGGGCCUCGCCCAAGGACCUGGACUCGUUCGUGGAGUGGGACAAAAUGUAUGGCUUCGGACACUGACGGCGCUCCGGGAGGCCGCGGGAGCCGCCGCGCCCCUCCCCGUCCCUCGGUUCGGGGGGGACGUCUUUCACCCCACCGGACUGGGGCGUGCCGGAGUGAGGGAUGUGGAGUAGGGGAGAGAAGGGGGCUGCCGGCGGAAUUUUU
Messenger RNA from Hippopotamus amphibius kiboko, 13254 nucleotides. RefSeq names its product fidgetin like 2 (gene FIGNL2). The transcript has 3 exons. The record is from RefSeq and is a predicted model, not a curated record. Bases 11140 to 13110 code for a protein of 656 amino acids. Gene Ontology annotation, molecular function: ATP hydrolysis activity; ATP binding; microtubule severing ATPase activity. Lineage: Eukaryota; Metazoa; Chordata; Mammalia; Artiodactyla; Hippopotamidae.